AAAACUACACCACCUGUAGCAGCUAUAAAUAUCAACACACAAUGAAGCCCACACUCCUUGUUCAGACCGUUUUUAUAUCACUCGUCGUGGCAUCUCCUUAUCAUGAGCAAAUUUCACAUCCUCUAACUGAAAAUACCGAUAUCGCCUAUCUACAUCGCUCGUCCAAGCUCCUACAAAAGUUCUUACAACCGAACCACUCAACAAACAUACCCGCCAAUCUGGACGUUGGGAACAAAAAUUCCAAAUCGAAAACAGAACUUAGCAAGAACUGGGCCGGAGCUGUGCUCGACGCACCACAAAAUUCGGCCUUUUCAUAUAUAUCCGCGACGCUCACCGUCCCCAAGCCAUCCGCCAUUGGAUCGUCAGACUACCAAGCGGCCAGCGCAUGGGUUGGAAUUGACGGCCUUGAUGUGCCCACCGCUCUGCUCCAAACCGGCAUCAACAUUAAUAUAAUCAACGGCGAGCCAUCCUAUAACGCCUGGUAUCAAUGGUACCCGAGCCCGUCGGUCAACUUUGACAUUCCCAUACACAAGGGCGAUGUCAUAGUCGCAACUGUCAAUGUGACUUCCCCCAGCGCGGGAAUUUGCCAGAUCGAAAAUCACACCACCAAGCAGAUCGAGAGUAAGAAUCUAACUGCACCAGAUGCCACAGCGACGCUGGCUGGGCGAAAUGCAGAAUGGAUCGUGGAGGAUUUUAAAGCAGAUGGAAGGCGUGUGGAUUUUGUGGAUUUUGGGCAACUCGAGUUUCAUGGUUGUACAGCCAUCACAGGUGGAGAUCGUGUUGGCAAUUACAGAACAUACGGACUUGGAGAUAGGCCGACAAUAUACGAAUUGGUGAGAGAUGAAGAGGUGGUGACAGAUGUGCAUGUCAUUAGUCCUGAUACACUAGGUGUUGUUUAUAAAAAUUGAUGAUUUGUACCAUACUAAAAGC
Messenger RNA from Aspergillus wentii DTO 134E9, 930 nucleotides. RefSeq names its product A4/G1 family peptidase. Gene Ontology annotation, molecular function: glutamic-type endopeptidase activity. The transcript has a single exon. Gene Ontology annotation, biological process: proteolysis. The record is from RefSeq and is a predicted model, not a curated record. The coding region runs from base 42 to 908 and encodes 288 amino acids. Lineage: Eukaryota; Fungi; Ascomycota; Eurotiomycetes; Eurotiales; Aspergillaceae.